AGAUAGCGCUAGCUGCGUCGUAAAACUAAAAAAACACUUCUACGUAUACAUCCGAGCGCAACGUCGUCUCUGCGCUAUCCGAUGGGCAAUGGAUGAGACUCAGCACGAGCAGGCAGCCGCACCGAAACACUCGUCGUCUUCCUCGUUUGCUUCGUCUUGCGGCGGCGUUCCGCGGAGCAGAUGGCGCACGCCGUGCAUGGGGUUCUCAUGUACUUCGCCAGUCUUCAGCAUCAUUCGUGUAGAGUUUGACAAAAAUGCUGGAUAAGGCUCCGGAUGUGGUGCAAAGACACACAACUUCGCACAAGAACCUCGUCACAGAAGAAUAUUUAUCCGUCUCUUGUUUGUUCGCAGCAAUCGAGGAGCAGGCUGUGGAAGAGCGCGCGAAUUUUCUUCACGACGUCUUGCUGUGCGUAUAGAGUGCAGUCUGCUGCUGGCUUGGUGCGUCGAAAUGGCAUUUCGUCCGAUCCUCCCGUUCAGAUUCGUGACGCUCUGCGCUACCAGCUCCGACUUGGUGAUUCGUGUCCUCUGCUUAGCAGUUGAUGAGUAUCAAUCUAUCCCCCGUUCAUCGGAGAUCACGAAGCACCAGCAAGCCACUGGCGUCGACCCGCUUUCGCAAGUAGCAAGGAAAGAGCAGCAGCUACCGGCAAAUACGUUGCUGGAGAUUGCGAACCACUGGGAAAGCCGGAAGGAGCAAGCGCGCAGCAGUAAAUCCGACCUUGCGGACUUCGGGUAUCGCAAUGCCAUUCGCCGCGCGCUUACAGACAACGCCACGCUUCUACACACCUUCAAGGAACAAGAGAAAUAUCGCGCCGUAAUCGGCGGAGCGGAGCUCGACAGUGGCUAUGCCUAUCUUCGCUACAUGCGCGACUUGUACAUGAUGCUUAGUGUCCGGGGCCAAGCCGUGACGGAUUCGAAGAAGGGCGAUGCCUGUUUAUGCUACCGUCUCCACGGAAGCAGAGCGCAGGCGCACGCAGCGCCGGCGCAGCAAGCGGUGGAAAAUAUGCACCACUCGGAGUCGAGCUCGACAAGCGCAACGGGAGAUGACUCCUCGUCGCAGACCAGUGCGGAUCUGGCACAGGGGAACGCAAACGCGCAAGCUCCGGUGUCCAUUUCGGAGAAGAUUCUCUACCCAAAAAUCGAGGGCCUUCACCAAAACGAGGACGAGCAUAAUUUUCACCGGAUUCGCACCGCAGAUUUCGGUCGCGACAGCUGGCUUCGGACGCACCAGCACGUGUUCGCGCGCAAUUUUUGUGAAGGCCUGGAUUUGUCACUCCUAUUUGCAAAUGAGACUGACCAUGCGCGGGUUCGUCGGGUGAUUUUCGAAGAAAAGGGGCUGGGUUCGCACUAUCAGUAUCAGCAGUCUAGCACAGGAGGUCACAGAAAGGGGGGAGCAGAGGCAGCCACGACAGCACAGCGAGAUGAGUACAAGUGGAGAGCAGAGCUGGAUGCGGGGCGUGGCAACCUCGCGUCCGCAACACCUGGAGGUUUGGCUGCGUUUGACGAUGAAGAGAGUCCCUCAAGCGCCCUUAAAGGAGCUCGCAAGCACGUCAGGGCCGAGACGAACUCGAGUCCGGGCAUUCCCACUGCAAACGAGGUAAAAUCAAGCCGGUGCUGCGAAUCCACGGAUGAAGUACUCGGGCCCUCAGAGCAAGGUGCAGACAGGUGGAUACAACAUCACAACGAGAUCGAAGGCACGCGCCGGUACUUCGCACACCUACGAGAGAUGGAUAGGCACUGCAAAAGUAUGUAUCGUACAGCAUUGCAAAACAAGAAGUAUGAACUUACAUGAAUGUGUCGCACUAGUACAAAUUGCAAUUGGAUGAAUUGCAUACCUACGCAAGUCUUUUCAGAAGGAAAAAGAUAUACAUCGUUUAUCUGGUGCAACUGCAAGUGGUACGGCUAUGCUGAAUAAGAAUACGUAAUUAAUAGUAGCCAGGUGGCCGCGGCCGUCAAAUGAAAUGUGUUCCAAGUAGAACGAGCGCGAUACUACAACUUUUGCAGAGGAUUGCGGAUAAGGUCGGCCAACGAGCCUCACCUCAUGGCGGGAAUGCUGGUAGCACAGCGACGCAGCCCCCGGCUGCUGAUGCAGCCCCUGCGCUUUCCGGGUCCUCGAAAGCAGGUUCUGGGAAUGCGUUUGACUGGGGCGAUCCGGUUGGAGCUGUGUCCGCCACGAUGCUUGGUUAUGCAAAACAAGUUUUGGAGAUGGAAACCCUGUUUGGAUCCCUGCAGAACUUCCGCAUUGCAGAGAUCGGCGUAGGAUUUGGUGGGCUAUGCCAUGCGCUCUUCGCGCGCUACAAAAUGAAGAUAGCGAGCUAUACCCUCAUUGACUUGCCGGAAGCGGAGCAGCUUGCGCUACGGACGUUGCAAAGAAGCUUGGUGGCUGUGCAGGCGAGUCUUGACAGCGGGAGCACCGAAAAUGUCGAACAUAAUGCGGCAGCGACGACGGGUCCUCGUGAUGCAGACAAAUUCUCCGGAGGACGUGCAGGUGUCUUGUUGGAAAUGAAACUGCGUACCUACAAUAGCAGGGCAGAGCAAACUCUGCGUCGGAGCCUUCGGCGCGAAAGGAAGAAGGCAAAAGCUAUGAAGAACACCAACGGCAAGAUGGACGCUGCAACCGCGCUGCUGCGUGGUAUCUAUCGUUCGACGUUGCAGUAUGUGGCAGGCGACGGAGCGGCUGGGCAAAAGAUCCAGCCUGAUGCAAAAGACGUCUUCGUCGAAGAGCACUACAACUCGGAUGCCGACGAGUCCACGCCAGACUACGAUGAUGAUCAGGAGGAAAGAUCGAAACGUCACCGACAAGAGUCCUUGAUUCCCAAUCCAGCGGUGCCGCUUGCUGCCAGCGGACCAUGGCUGCAAGAGCUGGUAAACGCGACCAAGACGCACAGGCACUUCUCCAAAAGCACCGCCGGCGUAUACUUUAGCUACGAUCUCUGCAUCUCCAAUUACGCAUUCAACGAGCUUGUCGACGAGCGGGUGGCGGGGCAGUACGUCCGCGACAUUCUGCGAAAAUGCAAACGGGUUUUUAUCACCUGGGGACUGGCUGCUGCGGACACGGGUGCCGCCUUCGGUGGGCUGCAAACCUCGAAGUGGCAAGUAAAGAUUUUGAAUUCCAUGUGGGAAUUCAGCAGUGAGGCACCAGAAAAGUGGAAAAAAGGCGUAGAAGACACUGCAAAAGAUCACUCUGCAAAACGGGAAACCGAAAAUCCAGCUUCACUUGACGAGGAGACCGCGACGACGGAAGAACGAACGGACGACGAGAGGCUAAAAAUAAACUUCGAGACACUGCAGAGUAAGUUCGACGCACUCCACCACGCGCUCGUACCGUUUUUUAUUUCUGUCCACGAUGUGCCGGUAAUGGGAGGUUCCAUUUGGGCGGAGGCCACCAAUAUGGGAGUGUCAGGUUUGAAAUCGACAAAGUUGAAAUAACUUGUAAUGCAUAAAAUCGAUACCAGUUGGAAGCCCAAUUUUCAAGCGGUGCAUGACAAAUGUCGGCCGCGUCUAAAUCCAGUUUGUCAUGCUGUUUUGGGACAGAAGGCGUCUUUUGUCAUGCUACUGCAGCAGCUCUACCGCAGACCCCAAACAGGCUGACAGUCGGCCUCACUACUUGCGGUCCCUGCAAGAGAGGGACUUCAUGCCUUGCAAUUUAUGCAUGAGAAAUUAUUUCAACUUGACGAUUUCAUUCCUGACGCUUCCAUAACCAAUCGUUUGCUGGUAUAUAUGAAUCCGGUCGUAUCGGUCCUGGAGCCCGGCAGCAUGGUAUAUAAUUGGCAAAUAUGACUUGCAAAAGUAACGUACUCGUAUAAAUGCAUUACAAAUUUCCUCAGCAUGAGAAAUGUAAUGCAGGUUUGCCUUAAGAACAAGAUUUGUAAUGCAAGACUUGCAUUUAUACGAUUACGAUACUUUUGCACAGGAUAGCAAAAUCCGUGGGACUGGGAAACAGGGUUCGGCCGCAGGUAUUUCAAAUACGUAUAAGUUAUAUGUAUUAGUAUUUCAUUCGUUGCAGCAUGCUGUCGCGUUUAACAAUAUAGAAGAAGAAAAGUUUUCCAUAUCUUCCGCAACAAAUAUUGAUCAUCUUUUUUUUUCCACGGUGGUAUACUGCAAAGAGAUACAAGAAGGCUAUACUUUGGUGUGGGGGGGUCCCUUGUCCCUUGACCCUUUUUUUGGCCCGAAAAAGGGACAAGGGAAAAGGGACCGCUUUGAAGCGACGAAAGCGGCGAAAACGUCCCUUGUCCCUCCUCGCGAAGGGACGAAGGGACAAGCAAAAGGGACACGCUGUAGGUCCCCGCGGGGCCGGGAGGCGACCCAGGUUCUGACCGGGAAGGGAGAAAGGGACAGGCGAAAGGGACAAAGGGAGGGGGAGACAAAUGAGGGGGCGGGCCACAGGGGCAGGGGGGAGCGCGGGAGACGGGUCCGAGGGGCAAAGCGAAGGGACCAGGCGACGGGAGAAAGAGAAAGAGAGGAAAAAGGGGACGGCGGAAAAGAGAAAGAGAGAAAAAAAGAGAAAGAGAGGAAAAAGCCGUUUUUUAUUUCUGUCCACGAUGUGCCGGUAAUGGGAGGUUCCAUUUGGGCGGAGGCCACCAAUUAUCAAGUGCAAAAAUGUCUGGGUCUGGAAGAUUGGAACUUGUGAUGCGCAUUUCAGAACACACAAAAAUCUCUGAUGCAUAGGCAACAAGGCUGCUCACUUUCUGUCACCAAAAUGGCGGAUUUGUCAUGCGGAUUCGGCAUUGCGGAGGCUCCUCGAAACGUGUGAUGCUAGAGCUUCCAUGCCAGACCUUCUGUGUCAUGCAGAAACAGCAUGACUCUUCCAGACCCAGACAUUUUUACAUUUGAUACCAAUCGUUUGCUGGUAUAUGUGAAUCCGGUCGUGUCGGUCCUGGAGCUAUCCAGGAAAAAACACCCAUCCCCAUCCAUUUUUUGCAUGACAAAUAGUGGACUUUAUACAUGUUUUGCACGACAAAUUGGAUGGGGAUGGGUGUUUUUUCCUGGAUAGGAGCCCGGCAGCAUGGUCUAUAAUUGGCAAAAUCCGUGGGACUGGGAAACUGGAUUCGGCCGAAGGUAUUUCAAAUAGUGUAAGUUAGUAAACGCGACAGGUACACAAUAAAUAAAAAAUUUCUCAAGAUUGUGGCAUAUGGAAUCUGCAUCGAAAUCUUCCCGAACAAAUAUUCAUAAUUUUUUUUUUUCACGCGGUGGUAUUCCCGAAUGUCAUAGGGUAUACCUGGGUGUGAGGGGGAAAAAAACGGGUUAAUCCGGGUUUUGUCGAAAUCGCGGAAUUUUUUGUCGAUUAGCCCGGUUUUUGUCGAAGCCGCGAAGUAACCGCGGUUAUUGUCGAAAUUUUUGUCGAAAUCCGGGUUAAAUAACCGCGGGCGACACUGUCUGUCGAUUUUCUUGUCGAAAUUUUUGUCGAAAUCCGGGGUUUUCUAACUUUAACCGCCGCCGUCGGCGGGAUCCGCGGUGGUCGGGUCCGCGGUUUCGCCGGGUUGGUCGAUUUUGUCGAAAUCCGGGUUAAUCCCGGUUUCGACACAGAUUUCGACAAAACCGGGAAUAACCUGGAUUUCGACAAAAUUGAGAACAACCCGGAUUUCGACAAAAUCGCGGAUACCCCGGAUUUCGACAAAAUUCCGUUUGCGGGAAGGUGGCGGCCGCUGUCCUCGGGCGGGUGACCCCGUUCCCUUGUGCGGGGGCUCCCUUGGUUUCCUUCGUCUUUUUUUCGCAAAGAAAGUUUGCCUCUGGCGAGAAUCGACCUCUACGGUAGUUUCUUUCCGAAAUAAAAGGCGCGGAUCGACGACGGAGUUCGCGCUCCCCGGAAUCCGACCGGGUCACCCGGCCCUCCCCUUUGCCUCUUUUUCAGGGACCGCGCCAGUGCGGGUGCGGCGGGGCUGCGUCUGGGUAUUAUUUAUUUCUGUCCACGAUGUGCCGGUAAUGGGAGGUUCCAUUUGGGCCGAGGCCACCAAUCGUUUGCUGGUAUAUAUGAAUCCUGUCGUAUCUGUCCUGGAGCCCGGCAGCAUGGUGUAUAAUUGGCAAAAUCCGUGGGACUGGGAAACAGGGUUCGGCCGAAGGUAUUUCAAAUUGUAUAAGUAUUAUACCUGAUUCAUCCGUUGCCGCAUGCUGUCGCGUUCGAACACUAAAUCAAAAAUUUUUCAAGAUUGCGGUGCAUGGCAUCUGCGUCGAAUAUCUUCCCGAACAAAUUUUCAUGAUCUUCUUUGUUACGCAGUGGCACGCUCGAGAGUGAUACGAAAAACGUGCAGCUUGUACAACAGUCACGCAAAAUCGUUUUUUUUGCAUUAAAGAAAUCAUUAUUUAAGCCGAAACCAGCUCGCGUAGAGGCGAAUAUGCAUGAUGAAAAAUUCAUACAGAAGAUGAGUCUAAUAGACCGCUGCAGCUCGCGUGAACACUAAACGUACAAAUGUACAAAGUUACUGCAGGAAAAAAAAAGAUAAUGAAGGAUCCGCGAGAGCACUGAUAUCGUAAGAGUUGUACUUAACUUGUUCAUCGAGCUAAUUACGAAUCUUAUCAACACCAGGUUGAGUUUGUGGUAUUCUGCGAGACAGCGCGCAUAUGGUGGGCAAGUGCGAUAUCUGGCUUGGAAGUCGAAGCUGGACGGUAGGCCGCUGUUGGGAUGGUUAUAUUAACGAGCAGUGUGAUGUGCCUCCUAUCCUCUUCCUCAUCCGAUUGUAGAUAUAGUUUUCAAUGUGUUAUCACGUGUCGCGGCUACGGUUGCGAUCUCUGCGCUGCCAGGGACCAGGGUAUGUCACAGUCACUGCGGCGGGUGUGUUUCGUUGUCUCUCUCUGUCAUCAUCGACGACAUUCUACUUCUUGUUUUCGUCACGAAGCCAUGGCAUUUAGAGGGCCCGGUAGCCCUGCGUGUCUGGUGCUGCUGCUGCAGGCGAAUUUCAAUUUCUUAUACGCCUUGUCUCCAUUCGAAGCGAAAAAAAAAUUGAAAAGGGUACUUAGCGUGUCGACAACCACACGACUUCUACUGCUUCAU
Molecule: messenger RNA, 6985 nt
Organism: Amoebophrya sp. A120
Lineage: Eukaryota; Dinophyceae; Syndiniales; Amoebophryaceae
Source: the annotation of a GenBank genome assembly